CGAGCGGAGGGCGCGCAGCUCCACCGUUGCCAGGACGCCGCGUAAACACCCGAGCGCGCGCAACCAGGUGCGCUCCUUGGGGCUGCUGGCUGCUGCGUUUGCGGCGGGAGGUGGUGGCCGCGGUCCCACGAGAGGAGGUAUUUUUCGUCAGCCAAGAUGGCUUCCAAAAGGAGAAAUAUGAACUGUAGUGAAAGGCAUCAGAAAUUAGUAGAUGAAAACUACUGCAAGAAAUUACAUGUCCAAGCGCUAAAAAACAUCAACAGUCAAAUCAGGAAUCGAAUGGUGCAGAAUGAAAAUGAUAACCGUGUUGAGCGCAAGCAGUUUCUCAGAUUAUUACAAAAUGAACAAUUUGAGUUGGAUAUGGAAGAGGCCAUUCAAAAGGCAGAAGAAAACAAGAGAUUGAAAGAACUCCAGCUCAAACAAGAAGAAAAACUGGCUAUGGAAUUGGCAAAACUAAAACACCAAAGUCUAAAGGACGAAAAGAUGAGGCAACAAGUAAGAGAAAACAGCAUUGAGCUCAGAGAAUUGGAGAAGAAAUUAAAAGCAGCUUACAUGAAUAAAGAAAGGGCAGCUCAGAUUGCUGAAAAGGAUGCCAUUAAAUAUGAACAAAUGAAACGUGAUGCUGAAAUAGCCAAAACCAUGAUGGAAGAACACAAGAGAAUAAUAAAGGAAGAGAAUGCUGCAGAAGACAAACGAAACAAAGUGAAAGCACAAUACUAUCUUGACUUAGAGAAACAACUUGAAGAACAAGAAAAAAAAAAGCAGGAAGCUUAUGAGCAGUUGCUAAAAGAGAAACUCAUGAUUGAUGAAAUUGUUAGGAAGAUCUAUGAAGAAGAUCGGUUGGAAAAACAACAAAAGUUAGAAAAAAUGAAUGCAAUGCGAAGGUAUAUAGAAGAGUUUCAGAAAGAGCAGGCUCUCUGGAGAAAAAAGAAACGUGAGGAGAUGGAAGAAGAAAACAGAAAAAUCAUAGAGUUUGCUAACAUGCAGCAGCAAAGAGAAGAAGAUCGGAUGGCAAAAGUUCAAGAAAAUGAGGAGAAAAGGCUACAGCUUCAGAAUGCGUUGACACAGAAAUUAGAAGAAAUGCUGCAGCAACGUGAAGAUUUGGAACAAGUGCGACAGGAAUUAUACCAGGAAGAACAAGCUGAAAUAUAUAAGAGGAAGCUAAAAGAAGAAGCAGAAAAGAAACUGAGAAAGCAAAAAGAGAUGAAGCAAGAUUUUGAAGAACAAAUGGCCUUGAAGGAAUUAGUACUACAGGCUGCAAAAGAGGAAGAGGAGAACUUUAGAAAAACUAUGCUAGCUAAAUUUGCUGAGGAUGAUCGGAUAGAAUUAAUGAAUGCUCAGAAACAAAGAAUGAAGCAGCUGGAACACAGGAGAGCUGUGGAAAAACUUAUUGAAGAACGUCGCCAACAAUUCCUUGCAGACAAACAACAUGAACUAGAAGAGUGGCAGUUGCAGCAAAGGCGGCAAGGAUUUAUUAAUGCAAUUAUUGAAGAAGAAAGGCUAAAACUUCUCAAAGAGCAUGCUACAAACUUACUAGGCUAUCUCCCUAAAGGAGUAUUUAAAAAAGAGGAUGAUAUUGAUCUGCUUGGUGAAGAGUUUAGGAAAGUGUAUCAGCAAAGGAGUGAAAUUUGUGAAGACAAAUGAUAACAUCAAAAUUGGGAUUUUGACAGAUAUUGAAGCAAAGUCAACUAGAUGCUGCUAACGGGAAGACACAAAGGAGUUACAAGUAAAAGAACGGAAAAAGAUAAGACAAUGCUAACACGAACUAAAAUAAAGCUUCAGUUGCAUGAAUAUCAAAUAAAGUUAAUACAGGUUGAAGUCUGAGAUCCAAAAUGCUCUAAAAUCUAAAACUUUUUGAGUGCUGACAUGAUGCUCAAAGAUGAAAUGUCCACUGUAGCAUUUCUAAAACACUUCUGGUACCAAGCAUUUCAGAUAAGGGAUACUCAACCUGUAUCAGAAUGCAGGAACAAAAAUAAAUAUAAAUAAAUAAUAAGAGGUCAAUUCAUUCAAGAGGAUUUAACAAUCUUCUUAGAUAUUGGGUAUUAAUACACCUAAUAACCAAGUCUCAAAAUACAUGAUGCAAAAAUUGAUAAGACUGAAAGGGAAAAUAGACAAACUCACAGUUCUAUUCAGAGUUCAGUACCCCUCUCUUUAUCACUGACAGAACAAGGACACAUAGAAUACAUAAGAUACAGAAGUGUUGAACAACACUAUCAAGCAAUUUGACAUAAUUGACAUUUAUAGAAUACUCCACCUAACAAAUACAGAAUGCACAUUCCUAUCAAGGGCACAUGAAAUAUUUACCAAUUUAAACCAUAUUCUGGGCCAAAAAAAGUAUCCAUGCAUUUAGAAUGAUUCAAGUAAAACCAAAUGCAUUCUCUGUCCACAAUGGAAUUAAAAAUCAGUAAGAAUGCUAUUUGGGGAAAAUCCCCAAAUAGUUGAAAAAUGAAAUGACAAACUUUUAAAGUUUGUCAUGGCUCAGAGGAAAUAAAAAAGAAAAUUAGAAAGUAUUCUGAAUAGAAUAAAAAUGAAAAUACAAAAAAUCAAAAUUGGUGGGAAGUAGCUAAGGAAAUUCAUAGAGAAACAUUUACAGUAUUUAAAAUGCUUAUAUUAGAAAAGAUGAAAGGAUACAAAUCAAUAGUCUCCACUUCCAUUUUAAAAAAUUAGAAAAAGAGGCUAGGCGCAGUGGCUCAUAUCUGUUUAAUCCCA
Molecule: messenger RNA, 2709 nt
Organism: Cercocebus atys (sooty mangabey)
Lineage: Eukaryota; Metazoa; Chordata; Mammalia; Primates; Cercopithecidae
Gene: MNS1
Product: meiosis-specific nuclear structural 1
Exons: 11
Coding region: 157-1644 (495 amino acids)
Biological process (GO): cilium organization
Cellular component (GO): motile cilium
Source: RefSeq, a predicted model, not a curated record